CCCCUCGCCGCAAACGAAAACAAAACACAAAACGGAGAUCUUGUUGAUGUGUUGCUUCUCUGAAAAUAUUUCUUUCGACCCUCGCCCUUUUCAAAUUAAGAAGUAGUAUCGUACAACCGUCUUUCCUGAAGAAUAUGGUAACUCAUAUCUGAGUGAAUUCAACGUCACAAUGGAAUCCUCCAAUAAACGGAGUGAAGUGACUCCAGACGAAGCGACGCAGACGACAGAGUCAUUCCAACCUCACAAUGAAAACUUCAAAAGCAGAGAAGAUUACUUUCUGUCACUUCAGAAAUGGAUUAAUGAUGCUCAAUUGUGGCAGAACUCAAUGUCAUGUAUGCCCUAUUUUUUUCUGAGUCAUCCGGAACUUUUUGGAGUUGUACCUCCACUUCCACCAGGCUACAUAACUGACCCAAGCAGACGUCAAACAACUGUUCCUACAAUUUCUUGGUCAGCUUCUGUGCAAGCUCAGCCAGGUGUCAAUCGCACCCCAAAUACUACCCCUGGAGCUUUGCGAUACAAGGUCCCACCCUACUGGAAAAGGUUCUGUGCAGAAGUUGUUGACUCUGUGAUAAUGUUCACUCUUAAGCUGCUCAUUACAUUCAUAGCUAUACAUGUUUUUGGGCUCAUUGAUUUAGAUAAAUACAGCAUAGAAAUGCUUCAACAAAAUGUUCAGAGUCUGACUUACAAGGUGGCUGUUGAGAUGACCUCACAGAUCCUUGUUCUUGAACUUGUGAACAGGAUUGUGGUUUGUCUUCUUGAGGCAUACUGGCUGCGUGGGGGAGAAGGAGGAAUGGUUGGUGGUUCUUCUCCAGGAAAGAAUUUAUUUGGCUUAAGGGUUGUUUUAUGCUAUCAGGCACAUCCUGUUCCUGGUCAGCCGAAUGAAGUUGUAUCUGUCACACCUGGAACAGAUCUUGGCUGGGGCUUUGCUCUUACCCGGUCUCUUUCUAAAAAUGUUUUCCUGGCCCUAAUUUAUCCGCUUUGUUUUGCAUUUUUCUUUUUUAAGUUUAACCGUUUGGGCUAUGAUGUGAUGUCUUACUCAAUCGUUGUUGAAAGUGUUGACCACAAUAACAACCGCAGAUGAUA
This is a messenger RNA of Frankliniella occidentalis (western flower thrips), 1083 nucleotides long. RefSeq names its product protein FAM8A1. Lineage: Eukaryota; Metazoa; Arthropoda; Insecta; Thysanoptera; Thripidae. Bases 170 to 1081 code for a protein of 303 amino acids. The record is from RefSeq and is a predicted model, not a curated record. The transcript has 4 exons.